UUCUGCGAUGACGGUAGUCGAUGUACUCGACACGUAAGCAUUCUCUUUUCACACCACUUUCCGACGCAGUAGAAAUUUGUUCCAGUUACUAUUUCGAACCUUUGUACCACUACUCUGAAAAGGAAUUGAGUGUGUUUUGGUCAUCUAACGUCUUACAUGGACGCAAAUUUUCUUAAGUGUUUCGUUCUUAUUCUGUUUUAAAAGUUUAUCAGAAUCUCGGUAAGUACUCUACUACUAUUACCUGUUCAAAAGGCCAUUUUUGUUCAAGUUGGAACAGCGGCUUAAUGCAUGCCAGACGACUCUGAAUCGGGGAACUGGGGAGGAAUGAUUUAUCAACCUCUGAUAUCACUUCAUUUAGUUUAGGAACUUUCUAAAGAGCUGGUAUACCAUCGGAAGUGUAAUUGUUUUGAAGUUGUCGUUAAAACUCUUAUUUGGAACGUGAUAAACAAAUUGAAUGAACUACAGAAGCAUUUAUUUGGAACAGUGAUGCUAACCAGGUUAAGUAAUCGUUGCCGUGACAAAAGAAGGAGUUUCCGAGAUUGUAUCUUACUAUAGAGAAUGAUGGCCGGUGCUAAAAUGUUUCCAGGCUGUCGUCGUCAGAUGGCGCUGGCAACAUUACUGAUGUGCCUUCAGUCCUUCUUUAUUGUAGGUUCCAGGGCUAUUAAUGCAGGUUGCCGAUGUGUGGAGUUUGAUACAACCUAUGGGAAGGAUUACGGUGUGUUUACCUCACCUAAUUGGCCAAUUCCUUAUGAUGAAAACAUCAACUGCUUAUUAUACACGUUCAUUGGUAAAGAAGACGAGCUUAUAGAAAUAACGUUUGAUGAAUUUGACGUACAAAAGUCUAACAUAGAGUGUCGCUACGUGGAUUACGUUAAACUUUUCCUGCACCUGACAGAACCAGCAGUGAAUGAAUUCAACCAAGAAAACUUCAUCUUGUGUGGUAAGCUGUCGGACGUGGAGACGACCCACUAUUCUGCAGGCCAGUAUCUGAUGUUUGAGUUCCACUCUGACUGGCGACGUGGCAAUAACACAGGCUUUAGAGGGACAUUUCGCUUUCUCAGCAAAAAUUUGUUCCAGACAGAUGGAGAGCCUCUUCACGGUUCGGAAUGUGAGUACCAGUUUCUCAGUGGAAACGGGAGCCAUGGCAACGGCCGUUUCUAUUCACCCCUGUAUCCUAGCAUUUAUCCAAAGAAUAUUGUAUGUGCUUAUCAUUUUAUAGGGGUACACAGCGAGAGAGUGCACCUUGUUUUCGAAUACGUGAGGCUUCAAAGUGGUGACCUUAGUUGUCUGUUUAACGCUGAUAAAAUUGUAGUGCAUGACGGGAAAGAUCGACACAGUACUGUGAUUGGAGAAAUGUGCAACAAAAUCAGCUUUAUAGAAGUGGUGUCAAGUGGUCCAGACCUAUACGUAGAGUUUAUCAGCAGCAGCCAUUUUCCAGGUCAAGGGUUUAGGGCCACUUACGAGUUUGAAAAGAAAAGUCGCAAUCAAGGAUUGAAUAUUCCAUCAACAGAACCUGAAAAGAGUGACUCCACAACCUCUACAUUGACAACCCAAAACCCUGGUCAAGACUACCAUAAAUGGAUAAGCAGCGAUGUCUCCAGAAACGGAACCAUCUCUAGUCCUAACUACCCUAAACCCUAUACCUCUAACGUCCACUACUCGUACACGUUCUCUAGUAGGGGUAAGGAGAGGGUGCAGAUCAUCUUCACAGAGUUUGAUCUCUUCAUGCCGUUUACUAUAAACAGGAAAUGUGAAGAUGUUGAUAAUUUGGUGGCAUUCAUUAACAUCAACGGUGAGAAGAGGCGGAUCGACAGAUUUUGUGGUCGAACCAUCCCACCACAACUUAUGGCCAACGGGCCUUCCAUGACUCUCGAAUUUCAAAGUCUCGAAUCAACUACCUCUGCAAGGGGCUUCCACGCCAUCUACCGGUUUGUCACCAAUUUCGGUAUAAAUGUGGGAUCCCAAGACAACCAGUCAGUUUGUGGCUAUGUCUUCAAUAGUUGGGAGAGGUCAAACGGAAGCUUCACAUCACCCAACUACCCAGGACUCUACCCACGUGACAGUGAGUGUCAUUUUUUCUUCUACGGCAGGGACACUGAGAGAGUUCACAUCACGUUUGCUUAUUUCGACGUAGAAGGCGUGACACCGUGUACAAUGGACACAGCUAGCGAUUACGUUGAAUUUUCCAACUUCAGGAAAGUCGACAUGGGCGUUCACCGCCACUGCGGCAUCCAGAAACCGAAAAAAAUCCAGUCCGAUGGAAACUUCUUCCGAGUGACGUUCAAGUCAAACAACCGAUUUGAUGGAACUGGUUUCGAGGCUUUUUACCAUUUCAGGAAUCAUGUUGAUCCUUUCACUGUCAAAAGGGUUCGUGGAAGUGCAGGAGCCCCACUAAAAUGCUCCAGUCGAAUACAACAUAUAAUAACAUUUCUCUUCAUCACCGAAGUGUUGUGUGUGAUAUUACAUCGUGUGUUAUGAAGAAAAAACUACAUACCUCUCUCCGCUCUGAAGUGUUACUAUCACCCUGAAGUGCCUACAUUACAGAGCAUUGGCAUCCUGGCUCAUUUCCUCUGUGAUAUUUUUGACUCAAUGCCUGACGUCACAAUCUGAGGUGAUAUCGGACGCCCUCUAUGACCAGGAAUAUAUACUAAUCGUGUUUAAACCAAAUACGACGUCCUUGUGCGUGUAUGAUGUCAUUGAAGUGUCCAGCAGUGCGAAAUGAGCUUCAUCUUUCAUCCAAAAGAAACAAUAUUAUA
This is a messenger RNA of Limulus polyphemus (Atlantic horseshoe crab), 2756 nucleotides long. RefSeq names its product suppressor of lurcher protein 1-like. NCBI's taxonomy places the organism in Eukaryota, Metazoa, Arthropoda, Merostomata, Xiphosura, Limulidae. Gene Ontology annotation, cellular component: plasma membrane. The record is from RefSeq and is a predicted model, not a curated record. The transcript is spliced from 15 exons. Bases 559 to 2478 code for a protein of 639 amino acids.